Molecule: messenger RNA, 5331 nt
Organism: Biomphalaria glabrata
Lineage: Eukaryota; Metazoa; Mollusca; Gastropoda; Planorbidae
Product: O-acyltransferase like protein-like
Exons: 15
Coding region: 49-2544 (831 amino acids)
Molecular function (GO): acyltransferase activity, transferring groups other than amino-acyl groups
Source: RefSeq, a predicted model, not a curated record
AAACAAAUAAAAUAUCUGUGCUUUGGAAAGGAUAUAGACUGUAUUAACAUGCCUUCAAGAAGUAUACUUAAGAUAAUAUUUACACUUGCUUUGUCGGUUUUCAUGAAUAAAUUAGUCUUUUGUGAGGCAGACGACACGAUUCUAUUUCCAGAUCCGGAGACAUAUCCAGGGACUUUCACCAGGUUAAACCACAUUUCUCAAAGUCAUGGCCACUCAAACUAUCAAGAAAUACUCAAACUGUACUAUAGUCUCUUUUUAGACAAAGAGCUUUUCGGAAAGGCAGGAAUCAUUGGAAGUUCUAUUUUAAGUAUUUCCGCCGGAUCCAGAAAUGCUUUCGAUGGAUCGAGUGGGGCAUCUGAAAUAAAUGAUACGGAUAUUGAAGAGGCUUUGAGCAGCGAAAGGUCUCAGCGUCCAGGCAUUCCAUUUGUUGGUUCAAGUCAGAAUAAUUGUUUCGUUGACGUCCAGCGUCUUUUUAAGAACGUUAAAGAAAACGAGUGGACAUGGCCUUUUCUAGACUCAUGGGGCAAACCAGGACCGUCCAUUCUCUUGGGGCGACUUAUAUUUGUAGGGAGUUACAAGGAAUGCAGAAGUUCAAAAGCGCCCCCUCCUCUGCCGGAUGAAGGUGGCAGUGCUUUCAAGGGGAACUACUGUGUCUUGAACUUUGCGGCCAAGCCAGGACUCGGCACGAUGUCAUUGACACAAGCCUCGCUGUUUGGAUCGCUACCUCUUCAGAUUGGCUCGUGUAUGCCUGACAGUUGUACUGAAAGCGAGAUCACAGGCAUCGUCCAAGAAGGUUUGAAUUUAUUAAAUGUCUCUUCGAGUUUAGUUGCCAUGCCAACAGAAUGCCGCUCGGACCAGAGGGAGUAUACUAGUGCCACUGUAGCCUCAAUCGUUCUUUUGUCCAUCAUUUUGGCAUUACUGGUAUGCGGCACUCUUUUCGACCUUCUGGUCAUUCAACGACCGAAAUGGGCUGCCCAGGAUCAAGGUGACGACUGCGUGGACUCUGGCCUGGAGAAUGCGUUCAGUGCACAAAGCAGGUUCAACUACCUUUCUAUCCCUGACGUGGAGAGGACCAUCGAAGAGGAAGUGACGUCGCGUGACCAGGCGCCCAUGAAUGGAGACAGCCUCAGAAGCAGGGAGGAGCUAUACAACACGUCUGGGACAGUGCUGUUGAAAGAGGACGAACCAUUGCUUAGGAAAGCAAAGAUAGAGCCCAAAGCUAGCACUUGUUAUGGUGUGUUGUCCCAGAUUUUAUUGUCCUUCUCUGUAUACACCAACGGUUCUAAAGUUCUGAACACAUCACAGCCUCCUGGAUCACUGACGGCUGUCAACGGUAUUCGAUGUCUCAGCAUGUCGUGGGUGGUGCUGGCGCAUGUCUUCGACUUCGGACUUCCCACUGCAGCCAAUGUUGUUGACGAACUACCAGUCCGGUUGAGACAGUGGACUGCUGACGCCAUCUCUAACGCGUUCGUGUCUGUUGAUACUUUCUUUACGCUAAGUGGUCUAUUGGUGGCCUACUUGACAACUAAAGAGAUAUCCAAGAAAGGUUGGAAGAUCAGAUGGGGACUGUUUUACUUUCAUAGAUUUUGGAGGUUAACCCCUCCAUACAUGCUGGUACUUUUGAGUGUCCUGGGUCUGCAGAGGUUUAUGGGAUCCGGCGCCAUGUGGUCAACGGUCCAGCCAUCUGACAAGAGUGGCUGCGAAAAGAACUGGUGGACCAAUCUAUUGUACAUCAACAAUCUGGUCAACACAGAUGCAUCGUGUUUUGGUCACUCCUGGUACUUAGCUAAUGAUAUGCAAUUCUUUAUUCUGUCUCCACUGAUGCUGAUUCCAUUUUACUUUAACGUCUACGCUGGGCUCCUCAGCUGCGGGAUCUUCUUAUUAGCCCAGUGGAUCACCACCGGGGUCCUGUCUUCAGACAAUGAGUGGAGUCCAACAUUGAUCGGGCUGAACAUAAAAGUCAAGCCUGGUUCACUGGAUUAUAUGAUUCACUAUUACAUUACGCCUUACUGUCGAAUGGGUCCGUACAUUGUCGGCAUUUUAGCUGGAUAUUUUUUAGCUGUGAACAAUGGUCGAGUUCGCCUGAACAAGGUUACAGCUUUCAUCGGCUGGGCGGUAAGCAUAGCUUCCGGGCUGGCUAUUGUUUACGGUCUGCGUGGCGACGUUGGUGGAGAGAAUCCGAGCAGCGUGGGCGCUGCAGCUCUUUACAACGCCGUGGCCAGAUCGGCUUGGGGCGCUUGUGUUUGUUGGGUCAUCAUCGCUUGUUCCUCUGGUUAUGGAGGUCCUGUAAAUACUCUGUUGUCAUGGUCACCGUUUGUAGCAUUGAGUCGCCUGACGUACAUGGCCUACCUCAUACAUCCAUGUUUGUUAAAUGUUUACUAUGGAAACCAAGAGUCUCUAUACAAUCUAAACGACACCAACACAGUGGUCACGUAUCUUGGCAUCCUACUUUUCACCUACGUGGCAUCGUUCGUACUCAUGCUUGGCUUGGAGUCACCCUGGAUCGGCCUGGAAAAAGUGUUCCUUAAAAACAGCAGACGUUAACUUGAACAAAAUAUCAUCUUAUUUUAUAAUUAAAUGUAUUUAGUCUCAAUGGUAAAGUGGAAGAGUCGCUUUAUUGGAAGUCUAAAGGCAGUCUUUGCUCAUGCCUCAGUGUGGUGAUAUUAAGCAUUAUAGAUUUAAAGUAUGAGCAAUGCUUAUAAAUAGCAAGUGUCCCACAUUACGAUAUCUUAUCUUAUAAAAUACAGACGUUACUUCAAAAAAUGAUGAUGAAUGCGUCCUAGGCGUAUCACUGGGCCAAUCUAUUCAUGCAUGUUAUUCAAUAAAUUAAUUAGGUGUAUAUUCUAAUUUUUCUAAAUAAUGUUUUACGUGAAAAAAAAAGUUUUAAUCUUUUUUUUUCUCCAAUAAAUGGAAUAAAGGAAACAAAUUAGAACUCUAGUCACAUAAAAGAGGUUUUUAGUUUCAGAUGUUCUAUUGCUGGUUUCUAGCCAUGAGUCUGAAGAAUAUUUCACCAAUUGCUCAAAGGACCAUACAAAAGUUCUGACCAUGUUUUAUAUGACAUUGUUGUAAUGCCACUGUGUCAUCUAUUGUAAUUAUUGACUUCAAACUUUUGUGUGUGUGUAAGUUUUAGCUUUCCUCCAGUCUUUCAAAUAUUAGUGUUUGUAAUGUCCUUAAACUCUAAAUGUGAGUGCGUGUCAUACACAAUGGUAUUUAUGUGAAAAAAAAGGAAAUUGAUAUGUAUAUACUUGAAUAAAGUUGAGCAAACUGGUAUGAAUGACAUUUUACAUUUAAGUAUUAUUAAAAUAUUUUGUUUGUACAUGCCAAUAUACAAAAUAAUCCUCGCAGUGUUCUUUUUUCAUUAUUUGAAACUCACCAAAAACUUUUCUAGGAUGUAUAGUUAAUGUUGUAGUUAAUGUUGUAGUAUAUGUUGUAGUUAAUUUUGUAGUUAAUGUUGUUGUUAAUGUUAUAGUUAAUGUUAUAGUUAAUGUUGUUGUUAAUGUUGUUGUUAAUGUUGUAGUUAAUGUUAUAGUUAAUGCUAUAGUUAAUGUUGUAGUUAAUGUUGUUGUUAAUGUUGUUGUUAAUGUUGUAGUUAAUGUUGUAGUUAAUGUUAUAGUUAAUGUUGUAGUUAAUGUUGUAGUUAAUGUUAUAGUUAAUGUUGUAGUUAAUGUUGUAGUUAAUGUUGUAGUUAAUGUUGUAGUUAAUGUUGUAGUUAAUGUUGUAGUUAAUGUUAUAGUUAAUGUUGUAGUUAAUGUUAUAGUUAAUGUUGUAGUAAAUGUUGUAGUUAAUGUUGUAGUUAAUCUUGUAGUUAAUGUUAUAGUCAAUGUUGUUUUUAAUGUUGUAGUUAAUGUUGUAGCUAAUGUUGUAGUUAAUGUUAUAGUUAAUGUUGUAGUUAAUGUUGUAGUUAAUGUUGUAGUUAAUGUUAUAGUUAAUGUUAUAGUAAAUGUUAUAGUUAAUGUUGUAGUUAAUGUUGUAGUUAAUGUUGUAGUUAAUGUUGCAGUUAAUGUUGUAGUUAAUGUUGUUGUUAAUGUUGUUGUUAAUGUUAUAGUUAAUGUUGUAGUUAAUGUUAUAGUUAACGUUGUAGUUAUUGUUAUAGUUAAUGUUGUAGUUAAUGUUAUAGUUAAUGUUAUAAUUAAUGUUGUAGUUAAUGUUAUCGUUAAUGUUAUAGUUAAUGUUGUAGUUAAUGUUGUAAUUAAUGUUGUAGUAAAUGUUGUAGUUAAUGUUAUAGUUAAUGUUGUAGUUAAUGUUGUAGUUAAUGUUGUAGUUAAUGUUAUAGUUAAUGUUGUAGUUAAUGUUGUAGUUAAUGUUGUAGUUAAUGUUGUAGUUAAUGUUAUAGUUAAUGUUAUCGUUAAUGUUAUAGUUAAUGUUGUAGUUAAUGUUGUAAUUAAUGUUGUAGUAAAUGUUGUAGUUAAUGUUAUAGUUAAUGUUGUAGUUAAUGUUGUAGUUAAUGUUGUAGUUAAUGUUAUAGUUAAUGUUAUCGUUAAUGUUAUAGUUAAUGUUGUAGUUAAUGUUGUAAUUAAUGUUGUAGUAAAUAUUGUAGUUAAUGAUUUAGUCAAUGUUGUUUUUAAUGUUGUAGUUAAUGUUGUAGUUAAUGUUGUAGUUAAUGUUAUAGUUAAUGUUGUAGUUAAUGUUGUAGUUAAUGUUGUAGUAAAUGUAGUAGUUAAUGUUGCAGUUAAUGUUGUAGUUAAUGUUGUUGUUAAUGUUAUAGUUAAUGUUGUAGUUAAUGUUGUAGUUAAUGUUGUAGUUAAUGUAGUAGUUAAUGUUGCAGUUAAUGUUGUAGUUAAUGUUGUUGUUAAUGUUGUUGUUAAUGUUAUAGUUAAUGUUGUAGUUAAUGUUAUAGUUAACGUUGUAGUUAUUGUUAUAGUUAAUGUUGUAGUUAAUGUUGUAGUUAAUGUUAUCGUUAAUGCUAUAGUUAAUGUUGUAGUUAAUGUUGUAAUUAAUGUUGUAGUUAAUGUUGUAGUUAAUGUUGUAGUUAAUGUUGUAGUUAAUGUUGUAGUUAAUGUUGUAGUUAAUGAUGUAGGUAAAGCUGGUUUUCCAGCUACCAAACUUAUGAAAUGCUAAAACUACCUUGCAUCAAAUAAUGGAAUCCAUACCCUCACCCCUGAAUUAUAUUAGGAUCUCUCUCUCUCUCUCUCUCUCUCUUUUCUUUCUCUCUCUACCCCUCCCCCCCCCCCCCCCACGCCAAGCACUACUACACGUUACUAAAGUAGUAUAGUUAAACGCUAUUAAUUAUAAAUUCAGUAUAAAAUGAAAUUCGACUACCAAAUGAACAUUGAGCCCUGGAGAAUAAAUUAUGAGAAUAAAUGUAGAAAUAAACUAAGAUGUUCUAUCCUG